UAAUUAUUAUUAUUAUUAUUAUUAUUAUUAUUAUUAUUAUUAUUAUUAUUAUUAUUAUAUUAUUAUUAUCAUCUUUCAUCCAUCUAAACCCAAAACUCAAAACGCAAAACUCAAAACCCCUUCUACUCAAAACGCUUCUUCCACUUCCACCACAGGCUACUACUGUACAAUCAAAUCAAUCAAUCAAUCAAUCAAUCAAUCAAUCUACCAACGUACCAACCCACUCACUACCUACCUACCUACCUACCCGACCGACAAUUCUUACUUCAAUCAAAACCACCACCACCACAACUUUCUCAAAUAUAAAUUCAAACAAAAAUAACAAUUAAAAACUUGUCAAUUUACUUGCACUUGAUUUUAUUCUGUUUUUGAUUUUGGUUCUUUGAUUCAUCAUUUCAUUCACUCUACUACUUUCAUGAAUUUCUCCUAUUUCCAACCAAUCCGCAAAGUACAUGAGGCGAAAUGACAGACGCAUGUAUUGUAUGUUUAGAGGACCUGGAGGUGGUAGUGGUCCAACAACACGACGAAGAAAAAGUUGGGGUUCCGGAUCCCGUCCCAGCACCCAGCUCAGUGGUGCAAGACCCCCAAACCCAUUCCCCAGAGGCUCUGGAGCUCGAGAGGGGCAACGCCGGCAAAGAUCCUGAUGUCGAGCAUCUGCAGCGUCGACAAUGUAUUUCUUCGGGGAAAAGUAAUGGUAAUGGUAACGGUAACGGUAACGGUAACAAUGCUUUAUGCGUGGCGCAGAUUAAACCGUGUGAUCAUGUUUUGCAUGAUCAUUGUUUGAGGGAAUGGAGUCAGAAGGCUAAUAGUUGUCCGAUUUGUCGGGCGAGCUUUAAUUUGGUGCUGGUACUGGAUGGAGUUGGAGGAACGGUACAAUCAGAAUAUACCGUCGAAGAUCGAAAACAAACGGCCGAGUUCGACUUGGCUGCGUGGCAACAGGAUAACCCAGAAGAUUUUGAGGAUGAGGAAGAAGGAAGAUCGUGCCCAAUCUGCGACCAGUCCGAUCAAGAAGAUGUUCUCCUGUUAUGCGAUGGAUGCGAUGCUCCUUAUCAUACACAUUGUAUCGGUUUAGACAAUGUUCCAGGUGGUCACUGGUAUUGUAUGGAAUGUGUGGAAAGUGGUGCUUUUGGCCAACAUGAUGAAUCGCAAGGACCCGCGAGAGCGAUCCCCUUUUCAGGACAACACAUCAGCAGAACUCAGGCCAGCGUUCGACGUGCUCGGAGGAAUGGCAGACAAGAUAGGUGGAUUAAUGCCUGGGGGCAAUUAAGUAGCGCAAUCCGAAAUGUCGCUGGCGUUGACCUCGAUUUUGCCGAGGAUGAUCAGGAGUUGAGGGGUUAUAGGGACCUUCAACAAUUUUCCGCUACAGAAUUCAACAGAUGGGAACAACGAUUACAUAUCGCGAGACGUCAAGGUGCUGGUCAAAUAUUUCGAGCUGCAGCACCACAAGUUGUUCGAGAGCGCAUUCAACCACCGGCGCCUGUUGUUGAAACUCGGGAAGAGAGACAGGCAUGGGGAGCUAUGGAGAGAGCUCAACAUCUUGAUGAUACAUCGAAUGCAAGGAAGCGCAGAAGAUCAACUGCAUCACCAGCUAGUCGUGGUGGCUCAACGCCAGAAGAACCUGAACGCAAGCAGAAACGUCCAAGAACACGGAUUGUUCAAAAUGGAUCAUCAUCUGUCGCAUCAUCCAGCACGAAUCCUCAACCCCGACCUUCAUCUAGUAGGAGUAAUGGUUCACCAAGGCAAUCACCAAGACUUUCAGAUACCAUAAAUACGAACAUAAACACAAACGCUGAACCUACAUUUCUUUCUUCACUUCUUCGAGAAGUUGAGAUGGCACCAUCUUCCGAUGAUGAUUCGAUAAGGUUUGGAUUGGAUGUUACGUCUAAUCGAGCAAAUGGUGCUACAAGUCCAUCAUUUGAUUAUUCAUCUCCUGCUACCUCACCAGCCUCUCCCGCACCUUUUCGCAGUCGCGCAAUAUCAACCACACCCCCACCAAGAGGUCGGCAAUCCCGUUCUCCUCCUUUGAGCUCAACUGUUAUGCCUGAUUUUUCUGCGGUUCACUAUUCACCAAAUCGAUCACCAACAGUCGAUUCACCAAGUCAAAUGGCUGGGGGUCAAAACAAAAGAAAGAGGGAUGGAUCGCCUACACCGGAAAUCCGACAACCUCAACCUCGUAGACAAAAAAUAUCACGAGCAAGAUCUCAAGAUUCUUCACCCGUACGAACAAAUGUCGUGAAUUCAUCAACAUCUCGAUCCGAAAAUACAUCACCAUUACGAAAUGCAAUGUCAAUUGAAGAGAAACAAAGCAUCAACAAAAUAGUUAAAACAGCUCUCGGACCUCAUUGGAAAUCUCAAAAGAUUUCAGAAGAACAAUAUGCUGAUAUCAAUCGAAAUGUUUCGAGGAAACUUUAUGAACUUAUUGCGGACAAAAAUCACGCCGACGGAGAUAAAAGUUCAUGGGAAAAGAUUGCCACAAUGGAAGUUGGCAAGGCGGUUCAAUCUUUGGGAAAUCAAAUCUCAUGAAAGGGAUCUGGAAUGGAAUUUUAAUUGUAACGAAACGCAUAUUACGAACCAACGGACGGCGAAAAGAUUUUCGGGAUAUUUUCUGGAGGUUUCUUGAGGGCAUAUUAAACAUGGAGUCACAACUUACUAUUAGCGAAUGGAAUUACCUUUUUGUUUUCUUCUUCCCUCUUGUAUUACAAGGAAAAUUGUAAUUUGGUGUUAUAUGGAAUGGUGUGGAAUGGAGUGGUUCAUUACAGGGCAUUGGUAUGCAUAAUGUGAAUUGCUAUUUAUGAUACCAUUAAUAUAUUUUCUUGCGCUGGAGCAAUGGGAGAAUGGAGGCAUAGGAGAGUGUACAGGUGGGGUCUCUGGUUUUCGGAUUCGGGAGAUUGGAGAUUGGAGUGUUUGUAAUAUUUGGGAUGGAAGAGGGUUUUUGAGUAGUGUGCUUUAUGCGAGAUUUGUUGAUUAUUUGGGGAGGUGGAAUUGAGAGGUGAGAGUCAAAGGGAAAGAGAUGAUUGAUGGUGAUGGUGAUGGUGAUGGCGGUGGUGGUGGAAAGAGUUAUUG
Botrytis byssoidea is the source of this 3063-nucleotide messenger RNA. RefSeq lists its product as uncharacterized. The transcript has 2 exons. The coding region runs from base 463 to 2523 and encodes 686 amino acids. Lineage: Eukaryota; Fungi; Ascomycota; Leotiomycetes; Helotiales; Sclerotiniaceae. The record is from RefSeq and is a predicted model, not a curated record.